AUGGGGCCUGAUUUGUCGAUGAGUGGGACUUGUGCGUAUAAUCCCUUCUUCCUCCUCCUCUGGCUCACACUCACACUCACUCCACCCAUCGGAGCUCCCGAAGUAAGUGCAUCCGGCCAGCCAGCCAUGGUGAUCGACGAGCAAAACAAAAGCAAGAGAGGGACGCCAGCGGGUGUUCCCCACUCUGCCAAGUCCAAGACGGGGCAGAAGAUGGUCCAUCGAAGGCGCCCUUUGCUUGAUGAAGGCAGCAGCAGCCGAAACGAAGACGGCGGCGGCGACGAUUUUGAGCCUACGGCUAUGGGAGGGACGCCAGCGGGUGAUUCCCCCCAUUCUGCCAGGACCAAGAUGGGACAGAAGAUGUCAUUGGCGCAUCGAAGGCUCUCUUUGCUUGACGAUGGCAGUAGAAUCAGUAGACACAUUGCUGCUGCUGCUGCUGCGGCUGAUGAUGAUGGUGGUGGUUCUGAGCAGAUGGGUGAGGAGUUCACUGUUGAUGUUGCUCAGAAGAAUACGGCAGUUGAUGACAGCGAUGAUCCAGAUGGUAGCGGGGAUGACUUUGUUCCAUUGAUAAUGAUGAGAACCAAGAAUGUGAAGAGUGAGCCUGGAAAGCAUCCCGGCUUCCGAUAUAAACACAAAGCCCAGAGAACUAUCAAUAAAACUUAUAAAAGGAAGAAGACAGGGAGGUCAGCAGGUCCAGUAUAUGCCAAGAGAAAGAUAGAGAAGAAGCCAAGAUUGGUUGGCAGCAACAACAUUAGUAAGAUAUCUGAUGAUGAUGGCCAGAAGAAAUAUGCAAGAGCUUUGGAGGUAGAAAAGAAAUUGCCAGCAGAAGGUCCGACCCCCAUGUCCCAUCCAUCUCCUCAACCGCCGCCGCCACUCUCUCCCUUGGGCGCCUCCCACAUCCCCUCCUCAUCUCCCCCCCGCACCAACCACAGCUCCACCUCGUCUUCAGCGCCGGGCCAACCAGCAUCGCCGCUGGCACCAGCCACACUGGAUCGAUCCAGCGGCCAGGGAACAGUGACACCGCUCCGCCCCGUCAUGCCACCUCUCCCUUCCUUCUUCCCGUUUCUUCCUUCUCCUCUCACAUAUGGCUCCCUCUCUUUUUCCCUCGAAGAAGCCCGCCAUGGCGUCCAGGAGGCUUCAGGCACCAAUAGCUCCGGUUCCGCGUCGGCUCCACCAUGGGAAUGGACGGAUCCGUCGUCCUCGACCCCAGGACCUCCUCCUAUGUGCCUCUCCAUCAUCAUCUCUGGCGCCAAGCUGCCGCCAAGCCUUGUCCCGCCGGAGCUCCGAGUCCAUCUCUGCCCUGCGCCAAGUCCCUGCCUCCUCUGCUUCUAG
Messenger RNA from Triticum urartu, 1329 nucleotides. NCBI's taxonomy places the organism in Eukaryota, Viridiplantae, Streptophyta, Magnoliopsida, Poales, Poaceae. The record is from RefSeq and is a predicted model, not a curated record.